CCCGGCCUGCACUGCGGCGUUUCCCGCGCGGGCUACCCCAGUUCCCCGGGCGUACGGCGCGGCCUUUUGUACCGCCGCCGGCGCCGUCGCCGUCAUGGGUUUCCUGAAACUGAUUGAGAUCGAGAACUUUAAGUCGUACAAGGGUCGGCAGAUUAUCGGGCCGUUUCAGAGGUUCACCGCCAUCAUUGGACCCAAUGGCUCUGGUAAGUCAAAUCUCAUGGAUGCAAUCAGCUUUGUGUUGGGUGAGAAAACCAGCAAUCUGCGAGUAAAGACGCUGAGGGACCUGAUCCACGGAGCUCCUGUGGGCAAGCCAGCUGCCAACCGGGCCUUUGUCAGCAUGGUCUACUCUGAGGAGGGUGCUGAGGAUCGCACCUUUGCCCGUGUCAUUGUUGGGGGUUCCUCUGAGUACAAGAUCAACAACAAAGUUGUCCAGCUACACGAAUACAGUGAGGAAUUAGAGAAGUUGGGCAUUCUCAUCAAAGCUCGUAACUUCCUUGUCUUCCAGGGUGCUGUGGAAUCUAUUGCCAUGAAGAACCCCAAAGAGAGGACAGCUCUAUUUGAAGAGAUCAGUCGCUCUGGGGAGCUGGCCCAGGAAUAUGAUAAGCGAAAGAAGGAAAUGGUGAAGGCCGAAGAGGACACACAGUUUAAUUACCAUCGCAAAAAAAACAUUGCGGCUGAACGCAAGGAGGCCAAACAGGAGAAAGAAGAGGCUGACCGCUACCAGCGCCUGAAGGAUGAGGUGGUGCGAGCUCAGGUGCAGCUGCAGCUCUUUAAGCUCUAUCACAACGAAGUGGAAAUUGAGAAGCUCAAUAAGGAACUGGCCUCUAAGAACAAGGAGAUCGAGAAGGACAAGAAGCGAAUGGACAAGGUAGAGGAUGAGCUGAAGGAGAAGAAGAAGGAGCUGGGCAAAAUGAUGCGGGAGCAGCAACAGAUUGAGAAGGAGAUCAAGGAGAAGGACUCAGAGCUGAACCAGAAGCGGCCUCAGUACAUCAAAGCUAAGGAGAAUACCUCCCACAAAAUCAAGAAGCUGGAAGCAGCCAAGAAGUCCCUGCAGAAUGCUCAGAAGCAUUACAAGAAGCGUAAAGGUGACAUGGAUGAGCUGGAAAAGGAGAUGCUGUCAGUAGAGAAAGCCCGGCAGGAGUUUGAGGAACGGAUGGAAGAGGAGAGUCAGAGUCAGGGCAGAGACCUGACCUUGGAGGAGAAUCAGGUGAAGAAAUACCACCGAUUAAAGGAAGAAGCCAGCAAGAGAGCAGCUACCUUGGCCCAGGAGCUGGAGAAGUUCAAUAGAGAUCAGAAGGCUGACCAGGACCGGCUGGAUCUGGAAGAGCGGAAGAAAGUAGAGACAGAGGCAAAGAUUAAGCAAAAGCUGAGGGAGAUUGAAGAGAAUCAGAAACGGAUUGAGAAACUAGAGGAAUACAUCACCACUAGCAAGCAGUCCCUAGAGGAGCAGAAGAAGUUAGAGGGGGAGCUGACAGAGGAGGUGGAGAUGGCGAAGCGGCGUAUUGAUGAGAUCAAUAAAGAGCUGAAUCAGGUGAUGGAACAGCUGGGGGAUGCCCGUAUUGACCGACAGGAGAGCAGCCGCCAGCAACGAAAGGCAGAGAUUAUGGAAAGCAUCAAGCGCCUGUACCCUGGCUCUGUGUAUGGCCGCCUCAUUGACCUCUGUCAACCCACACAAAAGAAGUAUCAGAUUGCUGUAACCAAAGUUUUGGGCAAGAACAUGGAUGCCAUUAUCGUGGACUCCGAGAAGACAGGUCGGGACUGUAUUCAGUACAUCAAGGAACAACGUGGGGAGCCUGAGACCUUCUUGCCUCUUGAUUACCUGGAGGUGAAACCUACAGAUGAGAAGCUCCGGGAACUGAAGGGGGCCAAGCUGGUGAUUGAUGUGAUUCGUUAUGAGCCACCCCACAUCAAAAAGGCCCUGCAGUAUGCUUGUGGCAAUGCCCUCGUCUGUGACAAUGUGGAGGAUGCUCGCCGCAUUGCCUUUGGAGGCCACCAGCGUCACAAGACCGUGGCACUGGAUGGGACCCUGUUCCAGAAGUCAGGGGUCAUCUCUGGUGGGGCCAGUGACUUGAAGGCCAAGGCUCGGCGCUGGGAUGAGAAAGCAGUGGAUAAAUUAAAAGAGAAGAAGGAGCGGUUGACAGAAGAGCUGAAAGAGCAGAUGAAGGCAAAGCGGAAAGAGGCAGAGCUACGUCAGGUGCAGUCUCAGGCCCACGGACUGCAGAUGCGACUCAAGUACUCGCAGAGUGACCUGGAACAGACCAAGACACGACAUCUAGCCCUGAAUCUACAGGAGAAGUCCAAACUGGAGAGUGAGCUAGCCAACUUUGGGCCUCGCAUUAAUGAUAUCAAGAGGAUCAUCCAGAGUCGUGAGAGGGAAAUGAAAGACUUGAAGGAGAAGAUGAACCAGGUAGAGGAUGAGGUGUUUGAAGAGUUUUGUCGGGAGAUUGGUGUGCGCAACAUCCGGGAGUUCGAGGAAGAGAAGGUGAAGCGGCAGAAUGAAAUUGCCAAGAAGCGUUUGGAGUUUGAGAAUCAGAAGACUCGCUUGGGCAUACAGUUGGAUUUUGAAAAGAACCAACUGAAAGAGGACCAGGAUAAAGUACACAUGUGGGAGCAGACAGUGAAAAAGGAUGAAAAUGAGAUAGAAAAGCUCAAGAAGGAGGAACAAAGACACAUGAAGAUCAUAGAUGAGACCAUGGCCCAGCUACAAGACCUGAAGAAUCAGCACCUGGCCAAGAAGUCGGAGGUGAAUGACAAGAAUCAUGAGAUGGAGGAGAUUCGUAAGAAACUGGGGGGCGCCAACAAGGAAAUGACCCAUUUACAGAAGGAGGUAACGGCCAUUGAGACCAAGCUGGAACAGAAACGCAGUGACCGCCACAACCUGCUGCAGGCUUGCAAGAUGCAGGAUAUCAAGUUGCCACUGUCUAAGGGCACCAUGGAUGACAUUAGUCAGGAGGAGGGUAGCUCCCAGGGGGAGGAUUCUGUGAGUGGUUCCCAGCGAACUUCCAGCAUCUAUGCACGAGAGGCCCUGAUUGAGAUUGACUACGGUGACCUGUGUGAAGAUCUGAAGGAUGCCCAGGCUGAGGAGGAGAUCAAACAGGAGAUGAAUACACUGCAGCAGAAGCUGAAUGAGCAGCAAAGUGUACUCCAACGUAUUGCUGCCCCCAACAUGAAAGCCAUGGAGAAGCUGGAAAGUGUCCGAGACAAGUUCCAGGAGACCUCAGAUGAGUUUGAGGCAGCCCGAAAGCGAGCCAAGAAAGCCAAGCAGGCAUUUGAACAGAUCAAGAAGGAGCGCUUUGACCGCUUCAAUGCUUGUUUUGAAUCUGUGGCCACCAACAUCGAUGAGAUCUACAAGGCCUUAUCCCGCAACAGCAGUGCCCAGGCAUUCCUGGGCCCCGAGAACCCCGAGGAGCCCUACCUGGAUGGCAUCAACUAUAACUGUGUGGCUCCUGGCAAACGCUUCCGGCCUAUGGACAACUUGUCAGGGGGGGAGAAAACAGUGGCGGCUCUGGCUUUGCUCUUUGCCAUCCACAGCUACAAGCCAGCCCCCUUCUUCGUCCUGGAUGAGAUCGAUGCUGCCCUGGAUAACACCAACAUUGGCAAGGUGGCAAAUUACAUCAAGGAGCAGUCGACUUGCAACUUCCAGGCCAUCGUCAUCUCUCUCAAGGAGGAGUUCUACACCAAGGCUGAGAGCCUCAUUGGAGUCUACCCCGAGCAAGGGGACUGUGUGAUCAGCAAAGUCCUGACCUUCGACCUCACCAAGUACCCAGAUGCCAACCCCAACCCCAAUGAGCAGUAGCAGUAGUACUGCCCUCUUGCCCUGUCUGGAUCCCUAAGCUGCCCCUUUCCCAAUCUCUGGAUAUUUGGCUCCCAACCUUCCCCUACCUCCCGUCCCUGUUUGGUAUAGUCAUGGGAUUUAGGCAUUGCUGUCAAGCACGAAGAGGAACAGAGGUGAUAUUAGGUCUGGAGCAAAAAUUCCUGAGCUUCAGGGAGCAUCCUGGCCUUUGGAAGGAGGUGCUGAGCUGAACUGAGCUGAACAGGGCCAUCUGUCCAUCCCCUAUCUUCCCCUCUCCCAGACCUCCCCCCUCCUCCCUCCUCCCAUCACCCAUAAUCAUGGGUUGGGCCCCUUGCAUCUUGCUUGUGUGUGGGUAUGUAUGUGUGUAUAUAUGUGUCCGCAUGUGUGCAUAUGGGCGUGCUUGCAAAAUAAUAAAAGAUAUUGGAGAUCCAUUUUAGAAGGAGCCUAGGCUGAAUUUGAUUCCAAGAGAGCUUAGUAUGACAGCACCCCAGAGCUGGGCAAAGGUAUUCAGGACCUCAUAGGAAUCAGUCACAUGAAAUUGCCCUCAUUCACUCAUUUGUGUUUUUGUUCAUUUGUGUAUUCAUCAGACAUAUAUUGAACACCUUCUGUUUGUCAGGCUCUAAUUCUAGAAAUACGAGCUAAAUCAGAUAUGGUCUCUACCCUCCUACCAAGGAGAUGCAGUGGGUUCAUGGUUUCUCGUGAUCAGCUGAAUCAUAUUUAUAGGUACUUUGAGUUUGAGAAGAGGAUGAUCACCUCCAGGCUUCCUGGAGAAGGUCACAUUUGAGCUGAACCUUGACAAAUUGGUAGGAUUUGGUUGGGCACUAGGAGUGGAACCUGGGCUCUGGGGACAGACAUUUGUGGGUUCUAGUCCUUUUUUUUAAAUCACUAGUUUGAUGUUGGGUAAGUCAUUUGACCUUUCUGUGCCUCAGUUUCCUCAUCUGUAAAAUGGGGCUAACAAUAUUACCUACCUCAUAGGAUUUAAUGAUGUCAAGCUCCUUACUGGGGGCCUUAUCCCUGCUUGGAGCCCACUAGGUGCCAACCCCUCAGAAUAUAAGCCUUCUCAUACCUGGACCCCUGAGGGCUCUGAUCCCAGUUGUUGGGGACGGAAAGAACCUCCAGAUCUGGGAGAUGCUAAAUGCCUUGGUUACUGAGAAAGUUCCAGGGCACUGAUGGGGUUUACCCGGUAAGUGAAGGGCUUAAGGAAGCCUAUAGCUUCAAUCAUGUAUGGUAACCAGGUGCCUGGGCCCCAACCCGGGUCAUGAGGAAGUCGGGGAGAGGUAGCCUGGGCCACAUCCCGGCCGAAUGUGUGUGAAGUUCCUUCUGGGAACUAACCUGUGUCAGCUGCAGGGACCGUGCAGAGGCAGCAGAGCCUGCUGCCAUGAGGUCAGCCUAUGCUCGUUCUCAUACACUGUCAGACCAUCACCUUGUCCUGAUUGUAUACCGCAUUCUUGUUUCUUCAAAGUUAAAUUUGUUCUGAUUACUCAAGUGACUCAUGAAUCCAUUCUCUAAGACGUCUGAUUUAUAAGUAGAGCUAGCCUUGUUUGACUACCAUUGCCCGUCCCCUUCUAAACUGCUGUUAUGUUUGUUGUACAUCCAUCUAGACAGUUUUAAGACUUUGACAUAUAUGAGCUCAUUGAAAAUAUUGUGUAUUUAAUACAAAUGGUAUAUUGAGUCAUUCUGCAAUUUGCUUUCCUUAUUUAACAGUUUUUGAGAUCUAUGCAUGUUUUUGCUAAAUGUAGAUUCAAUUCAUCCUUUGUAAUUGCCGUAUGGAGUGCCAUCAUAUGACUCUGUCACAUCGUACCCAUUUCUUUUGUGAUAGCUAGUUAAGACUGUCUUCUCUUUUUGCUAUUACAGAAUACAACACAGGAACAUUUAUGUGUGUGUGUGUGUGUGCGCGUGCGUGUGUAUAUGAGUUUAUCUAGGGUUACUUCCUAGAAGUUGAAUUGCAGAGUCAUAGACUAUUUAUAUUUUUGUUUUAAAUAGAGGCUUCCAAAUUGCCCUCCUGUACUAUUUACUCAAUCUUUUUCUUGAGGUUGUCUUAGGUGUAACAUUGUUAUCUACUUCUGUUUCAUCCUAAGUAGUGAUAUCCAUGAAACCAUGGGUUUGAUAUGCUAAUUAUGUAUUUUUCUAAUACAUAUUGAAAGGCAUAACUCAAAAUAAAUUUGUCUUUGUUCAACCAAAGAAGUCACAUACCACCAGUGGUACAUGUGCUGUAGUUUGGGAAAUGCUGGCAUAUCUGAAAGCACAAUUUGGGAGUCGCCCUGGUUCAAAUCCUAGCUGUAGAAACUUGAGCUCAUUACUUCACCUCCCUGGAUCUCAGUUUCCUCACAUAGAAAAUGACUUAAUCUGUGCCCUAUUUUGCAGCAACAUAGGGAAGAUGAAGUGUGCUGGAAGGAGUUUGGCUGAUACCUAGAUCAUCCCAGGCCUUUCAGGGUAGCAAUUGCUAUUUGCCCCACUUUACAGAUGAGGAAACUGAGGCCCAGGAAGUUUAAGUGACCCAGCUACCAGGUAACAGUAAGAAUUUGAACCCAGGCCCCCCCCAAUUCAGUCUUGUGCUUUCUCCACUACAAGGGUGGUUUUCAACCUUGGCUCUGCACCAGAAUCACUUGUGAAGAUUUUU
This is a messenger RNA of Lontra canadensis (Northern American river otter), 6413 nucleotides long. It is a transcript of the gene SMC1A, whose product is annotated as structural maintenance of chromosomes 1A. Lineage: Eukaryota; Metazoa; Chordata; Mammalia; Carnivora; Mustelidae. The record is from RefSeq and is a predicted model, not a curated record. Gene Ontology annotation, molecular function: ATP hydrolysis activity; ATP binding; protein binding. Gene Ontology annotation, biological process: sister chromatid cohesion. The transcript has 25 exons. Gene Ontology annotation, cellular component: nucleus; cohesin complex; chromosome. Bases 95 to 3796 code for a protein of 1233 amino acids.